Messenger RNA from Gopherus evgoodei (Goodes thornscrub tortoise), 11134 nucleotides. It is a transcript of the gene TRPM3, whose product is annotated as transient receptor potential cation channel subfamily M member 3. Gene Ontology annotation, biological process: protein tetramerization; monoatomic cation transmembrane transport. Lineage: Eukaryota; Metazoa; Chordata; Testudines; Testudinidae. The record is from RefSeq and is a predicted model, not a curated record. Gene Ontology annotation, cellular component: membrane. Gene Ontology annotation, molecular function: monoatomic cation channel activity.
GAAAGGCGCGCGGAGCUAGCAAGGGCGGCCGCGAAGAGAGCGCGCCCAGCCGUGCCCGCAAGGGAGAGGGCGGCGCCCCAGCCGAGCAAUGCAGCGAGAGCAAACUUGACUCGAAGAUGGGGAAGAAGUGGAAGAGCCCGAGUGAGGUGGAGAAAGGCUGCUCGGAGCAGCCGGCGGAAGCGGGCAGGAGACGGAGCAGGAGCUCCAGCCGGGGGAAGUUUGCUGAGUCCUGGAAAAGGUUAAGCUCGAGGCAGGGUUCCACCAAGCGGGCUGGGCUCGCCUCCCAGCAGGCGCCGGCUCAGAAAUCAUGGAUAGAGAGAGCAUUUUACAAGAGAGAAUGUGUUCAUAUCAUACCCAGCACCAAAGACCCCCAUAGGUGUUGCUGUGGGCGUCUAAUAGGUCAACAUGUUGGACUCACUCCAAGUAUCUCCAUUAUUCAGAAUGAGAAAAAUGAAAGCAGACUCACUCGAAAUGACAACCAGUCAGAGAAGUGGUCCAUCAGCAAGCACACUCAGCUCAGCCCAACUGAUGCCUUUGGGACCAUUGAGUUUCAAGGAGGGGGUCACUCCAAUAAAGCCAUGUAUGUACGUGUGUCUUUUGACACAAAGCCUGAUCUUCUUCUACACCUGAUGACAAAAGAGUGGCAGCUUGAGCUCCCCAAGCUUCUCAUCUCUGUGCAUGGAGGUCUUCAGAAUUUUGAACUUCAGCCAAAACUCAAGCAAGUCUUUGGGAAAGGUCUGAUUAAAGCUGCCAUGACAACUGGAGCAUGGAUAUUCACUGGAGGAGUAAACACAGGAGUCAUUCGGCAUGUUGGAGAUGCAUUAAAGGAUCAUGCCUCAAAAUCCCGAGGGAAGAUCUGCACCAUUGGUAUAGCCCCCUGGGGAAUUGUAGAGAACCAAGAGGACCUGAUUGGCAAAGAUGUGGUCCGACCGUACCAGACAAUGUCCAAUCCUAUGAGUAAACUGACAGUACUCAAUAGUAUGCACUCCCAUUUUAUUCUGGCUGACAAUGGGACUACUGGCAAAUAUGGAGCAGAAGUGAAACUUCGUAGACAGCUGGAAAAGCACAUCUCACUUCAGAAGAUAAACACAAGAAUUGGGCAAGGGGUUCCAGUGGUGGCACUUAUUGUGGAAGGAGGGCCCAAUGUUAUCUCUAUUGUCUUGGAGUACCUACGAGACACUCCACCUGUUCCUGUUGUGGUAUGUGAUGGCAGCGGCCGGGCGUCUGACACUGCAUUUGGUCACAAAUAUUCAGAAGAAGGAGGACUUAUCAAUGAGUCUUUGAGAGACCAGUUACUAGUUACUAUCCAGAAGACUUUUACCUACACUCGAACCCAGGCACAGCACCUCUUCAUAAUCCUCAUGGAGUGCAUGAAGAAGAAGGAGCUGAUUACAGUAUUUCGCAUGGGAUCGGAAGGACACCAGGACAUUGAUUUAGCUAUCCUGACAGCUUUACUAAAAGGAGCUAAUGCGUCUGCUCCAGACCAACUGAGCCUAGCUUUGGCCUGGAACAGAGUAGACAUCGCUCGCAGUCAGAUCUUUAUUUAUGGGCAACAAUGGCCGGUGGGAUCCCUUGAGCAGGCAAUGCUAGAUGCCCUGGUGUUGGACAGAGUGGAUUUUGUGAAAUUGCUUAUUGAGAAUGGAGUAAGCAUGCAUCGGUUUCUCACCCUCUCCCGACUAGAGGAACUGUACAAUACGAGACAUGGACCAUCCAACACUUUGUAUCAUCUAGUGAGGGACGUCAAAAAGCGAGAAUAUCCAGGUUUCGGUUGGAUCUAUUUUAAGGGUAACUUACCUCCGGAUUAUAGGAUAAGUCUGAUUGAUAUUGGCUUGGUAAUUGAGUACCUGAUGGGAGGAGCUUAUCGCUGCAACUACACACGAAAACGGUUCAGAACCCUCUACCACAAUUUGUUUGGACCCAAGAGACCAAAAGCCCUGAAACUUCUGGGAAUGGAGGAUGACGUCCCUUUGCGAAGAGGAAGGAAGACCACAAAGAAACGAGAAGAAGAAGUGGAUAUUGAUUUGGAUGAUCCUGAGAUUAACCAUUUCCCUUUCCCCUUCCAUGAGCUGAUGGUGUGGGCUGUGCUGAUGAAGCGUCAGAAGAUGGCCCUCUUUUUCUGGCAGCAUGGGGAGGAGGCUAUGGCAAAGGCUCUGGUGGCCUGUAAACUCUGCAAAGCCAUGGCCCAUGAGGCAUCAGAAAAUGACAUGGUGGAUGACAUAUCCCAGGAGCUGAACCACAACUCCAGGGAUUUUGGCCAGCUGGCGGUGGAGCUGUUGGACCAAUCGUACAAGCAGGAUGAGCAGCUGGCAAUGAAACUGCUGACCUACGAGCUGAAGAACUGGAGUAAUGCCACGUGCCUGCAGCUUGCGGUGGCAGCCAAGCACCGAGAUUUCAUUGCUCACACUUGCAGCCAAAUGCUGCUCACAGACAUGUGGAUGGGCCGGCUCCGGAUGCGCAAAAAUUCAGGUCUAAAGGUAAUUCUAGGAAUUCUACUUCCUCCUUCAAUUCUCAGCUUGGAGUUCAAGAACAAAGAUGACAUGCCUUACAUGUCUCAGGCCCAUGAGAUCCAUCUACAAGAGAAGGAGCCAGAGGAAUCAGAAAAACCUGUAAAGGAAAAGGAAGAGGAGGACAUGGAACUCACAGCAAUGUUGGGCCGAGGGAAUGGAGAAUCAUCAAGAAAGAAGGAGGAGGAAGAAGUUCAUAGCAGACACAGACUGAUCCCUCUUGGAAGAAAGAUAUACGAGUUCUACAAUGCACCCAUAGUUAAGUUUUGGUUCUACACGUUGGCAUACAUCGGGUACCUGAUGCUAUUCAACUACAUUGUGCUAGUGAAGAUGGAUCGUUGGCCUUCUACACAGGAAUGGAUAGUUAUUGCCUAUAUUUUCACACUGGGAAUAGAGAAGAUGAGAGAGAUAUUGAUGUCAGAACCUGGGAAGCUGUUACAGAAGGUAAAAGUGUGGCUCCAAGAGUACUGGAAUGUUACAGACCUCAUAGCCAUUCUCCUGUUCUCUGUCGGAAUGAUACUUCGUCUGCAGGAUCAGCCAUUCAGGAGUGAUGGGCGAGUCAUAUACUGUGUUAACAUAAUUUACUGGUAUAUACGUUUGUUAGACAUCUUCGGCGUGAACAAAUAUUUGGGACCAUAUGUUAUGAUGAUUGGGAAAAUGAUGAUAGACAUGAUGUAUUUUGUCAUCAUUAUGUUGGUGGUUCUGAUGAGCUUUGGUGUCGCAAGGCAGGCAAUUCUUUUUCCCAAUGAAGAGCCUUCGUGGAAGCUGGCAAAGAACAUUUUUUACAUGCCCUAUUGGAUGAUCUAUGGGGAAGUGUUUGCAGACCAGAUAGACCCUCCCUGCGGCCAGAAUGAAACCAGAGAGGAUGGCAAAAUAAUCCAGCUGCCCCCCUGCAAGACAGGAGCAUGGAUCGUUCCCGCCAUCAUGGCAUGCUACCUCUUGGUUGCAAAUAUCCUUCUGGUGAACCUCCUCAUUGCAGUUUUUAACAACACAUUUUUUGAAGUCAAAUCUAUAUCCAACCAAGUGUGGAAAUUUCAGAGGUAUCAAUUAAUCAUGACAUUUCAUGAAAGGCCAGUCCUACCACCACCUCUGAUUGUUUUCAGCCACAUGACUAUGAUUUUUCAACACCUUUGCUGCAGAUGGCGGAAACAUGAAAGUGACCAAGAUGAGAGAGACUAUGGACUAAAACUGUUCAUAACUGAAGAUGAACUAAAAAAAGUGCAUGACUUUGAGGAGCAGUGCAUAGAAGAAUAUUUUAGAGAAAAGGAUGAUAGAUUCAAUUCUUCCAAUGAUGAAAGAAUCCGCGUCACUUCUGAAAGGGUAGAGAACAUGGCCAUGCGCCUGGAGGAGGUGAACGAACGAGAACAUUGUAUGAAGGCUUCACUUCAGACUGUAGAUGUCAGGCUUGCUCAGCUGGAGGAUAUGAUAGGACAAAUGGCUGCAGCCUUAGACAAGCUGACUGGUAUAGAGAGAGGGGAAACUACUAAGGUACACUCUAGAACCUCCUCAGACUGCACAGAUGCAGCCUACAUUGUGAGACAGAGUAGCUUCAAUAGCCAGGAAGGGAACACUUACAAGCUUCAAGAGAGUAUAGAUCCUGCAGGAGAGGAAUCAAUGUCCCCAACCUCUCCUACCGUCACGCCUCGCUUGCGAAGCCACUCUUUCUAUGCAGUGAAUAUGAAGGACAAAUGUGGGUUAGAAAGGUUGGAAAAUAUUUUUAAAGAAAAGUCUGCGAGCCUGCAUCGAGCGAGUAGCUCGCACUCUGUAUCAAAAGAAGCAAAAGUACCGUUAGCCCCUACAAGCACUUUGUCAAUUGUCCCAGACUCCAGAAGGCCUUCGUCUUGCAUAGAUAUUUAUGUUUCUGCCAUGGAUGAGUUGCAUUCUGGUAUAGAACCUCUCGACAGUUCAAUUAAUAUACUUGGUACCAGAGACCCAUCUCUGCAGGCUCAAAUAGCCUCUUCUGUUCUGGCAAACAGUGUGUAUAUUAGCAGUACUCCUAGUGACAGAAUUUCUGGCAGGAGCAUUGAUUGUGAGGAAACCUCUACAAUGGAAACAAGAGUGUUUUCUUCAGACUAUUCACAUAGCACAGAUAGCCAAAACCUCUGGGAUUCAGACCCUCCAUUGUAUCAGACCUUAGAGCGAUCUAAAAGCAGUCGCUAUCUUGCUACUACCCCAUUUAUUCUGGAGGAAACCCCAAUCGUGAAGUCUCAUAGUUUUAUGUUCUCUCCUUCUCGGAGCUAUUUUAGCAACCUUGGGGUGCCAGUCAAAACAGCAGAGUACACAAGUAUUACAGACUGCAUAGAUACCAGGUGUGUCAGUGCUCCCCAGAAUAUUGCAGAAAGAUCCAGUUUUCCUGGAAAUCAUGGAGACAAAGUGGAGGACUUGGGAUGCUGCCACCCGGAGAGAGAAGCAGAGCUAAGUCACCCAAGCUCUGAUAAUGAGGAUAUUGAGGCCAAAGACAAAAAGGGGGCUUCCUUAUCUCCUCAAGAGAGCAGCACAGCAAGAACACUGACCAACAACAUACCGCUUCCAAAAAUAGAGAGGGCCAACAGUUACUCAGCAGAUGAAUCCAGCAUGUUGUAUGCACACACAAGGAAAAGCUAUUCUAUCAGUGAUAAACUUGACAGACAGCGUAACACAAUGGGCCCACGAAAUCCGUUCCAGAGGAGUAAGUCAUCCAGGCCGGAGAGUAGAGGAGACAACUUGUCUAUGAGAAGACUGUCUAGAACAGGUGCUUUCCCUAGCUUUGAAAGCAAGCACAGCUAGACAUGCAUAACAGGAGGUCUGAGAGUCAUCUGCUCUCCAGUCCAUUUUCCUUAGCAGAAUAAAAUAACCUCACACCGUGAUAUGUCAACUAACGUCAGAGUCUGUCACUAGUCAGGUUAGCAUUUUGUUAAUCUCAUUGUCGCACACUGAGUUACUGGAUUCUGACCGAGUUGAUAUUUGCACUUAAGGAAAGAGGGAGGGAGGGAAGCUUUAUAAACACUUAAAUAAAAAAAAUAGAAAGAAAAGAAAAAAAACAUCCUCACGAAGCCUUGAGUAGGUUCAGAAAUCUGCCUUUUACUAGAAGACAUCCUAGGAUUUCUGGUAAUUAUUCAUGAGUUUCUAGGACACAGGGCUAAAUUGGCAAAAAGAAAAGCCAACAAAUGAGACACUCUAAACUGAUUUCUUUUUACAUCAGUUCCAUCAUUGCAAUGACUGAGGAAGAGCAUCAUUGUAGUCUAUAGAAACAAGCUGUAAGCAAAGCCUAAAGCUCCCCCACUGCGGCAACUAAUCAUUGUGAAGAUAAACAAGGCAACAAUCAUAUAGUUCACCUGUCUCUUUUUGUAUUGAAUUCUGGUGCCACAAAGUGUUUAUAUUUUCAAGAUGGGAAAGGAAAAAGAACUGCUUUUUGUAUUGCAAUGUAAAUGAAGGAGGACUAUGUAAAAAAAAAAAAAAAAAAAAAAUUUGUCAGGUGGUUUCCUGUACUAAACAGGCAUUGUGGUACAGUUGAGCCAAGCUCAGGAUGAAUGUAAUUAAGUGGAAUAGUAUAUAUUUAUUUUUUUACCACAUUUGUCAUCAAUAUAUUGUCUCAAUAAAUUAAAUGAUGUCAUGGAACAGUAAGAAUAAUGGGCUGAGAUGCUCAACAGAUCAGGAGUGAUAUUUUCACUGUUCUUUGCAACAUUUCCAUUUCUUGUAUUGUUUUCUGCCCUCCCAAAUUGCUACCAUGUUUUUCUUAUUGUCAAGCUGCUGAUUUUUCACAUCAUUAACCCAACACAAGCAUUAACAUUUUACUUAUUGAGACAGUUGUAUCUGAACACUCAAAACAUACCAUACAAAAUUUAUCAAGCAGUCUGAUUUCAGAUUACCCUUGUUUAAUGGAAAAUGGCAAAGUAUCUCAAAACAAUAAAAAAGAUUUUAGAGGUAAGCUAAAGCACCAAAGUGAAAGCUGUUAUGUGUUAACAGCAAAAGUCAUUAGUUGCAAGUAUGCUUCCAUUAAAGAGCAAGAUAGAACAAACCACAACAUGCAUUUUAAUAAAAGUUCUGCCCUCAAUUGUGUGUAUGGGACCCCAAAUGAAGUCAGCAGUAAUACGUCCUAUACAUCUGAGUGCAAAAUCUUGUUUAUGGUGUUAAUAAGGUGUUUCAUACCCUUAUGAUAGCCAUCUCUUGGUCAUAUAAAUGGAGCCUUAAAAGUAGUAAUUUUAUCACAAUUUCACAUCAUUUUAGGGGGGGGAACUUAAUCUUGAGAAGUUUGGAAGCUGUGACCAUUUGUUUAAAAAAAUAAAACAACCUCUAAAAAAACCUACCAUACCUGUGGAUCCAGGUCCUUUAUUAUUAAUGUUAACAUGGGUGGGAUUUUCAGAGUUACCUAUGGGGCAUGCCCAUUAAUUUUAGUGGGAGUUGGCCAUGAAAGUCAAGAGGCAUCUUUGAAAGUCUCAGCCUAAUUUAUCGCUAGGCAUUCAUCCCAGGGGCAUCUGAGUGAUAGGCAACAAAGCCCAACCUCAAAAUUAAAUAUCUGACCCACGAGAAGAGGCAAUGAGAGUGGGGAAGAAUGGUGAGCAAUGACUCACUUUAGGGAAAGUUGGUGAAAUAAACAAAUGCAACAUAUUGACUUUAAAAUACAAAAUGUAUUAUUUGUUAGUGCACUAAUUAUUUUCUUUUCGUACUUUGUUAAAUCAGUCCUUCUGCGAGCUAGGCUCAGCUUGAUCCACAUACUGUGUUUACUUGAUUGCCUUGAGGUCCAUGUACUGCUUUUCUGUCAUGUGUCGCUGAUCAAGGGUACAAUUUCUGACCUGUCACUUAGUGAAUUACAAAGUGUGCUUGUGAUGGGCUGAUUGUUAAACAGCUUUCCCAGGACAAUGCCAUUUUUGUUUAACAGUCUGCUUCAAAUGUGCCAAGUUUUGUAUCAGUUUGUUCCUAAGGUUUCUCUAAAUUAGCCUUUUUCUUUAUUGCUUUAAUUUAAGGAUGUUUUCUGAAACUAUUCAUAGACUUUUCCACCUUCAUCAAUAUGAUUAGCCUAUACAAGAAGAAUUAAUUUGACACACAAGGUGUGGAGAUCCCCUCUGGGUGAUUCAUUGUUAGUUUGUUGGGGUAAAGGGGUUUCCCAAUCCAGGAGCAGUAAAAUAAUUAGAAUACAGCACUUUAUUGACCUGGAACAUAAACUCCAGAUGUGCUGAACCAGGACACUUUAGUUACCUCUUUUAACUGCCAAUAUAUAUAAAUUCCACUAUAAAAAAGUAUAAUUCAAUAAUGUCAAAACUGUUCCUGAAUGUUUCCCAUUUACCUAAAAUAAGGUUUCUAUAGCAUGUAUUAUGAUGGAUGGUAGAGUAUUUUAUUUUUCUUCACUUGUUAACAUCAGUGGGAUGAGGAUUUUGCCCCCCUCUCAAAGAUGAAUGGUACCGGUUGUUAUAACUUCUUUAGCAGAGAUAAAAAAUAACUCAGCCUUCCUCAUCUUAUAACUAUAGCUUGUGCCAUAUGAUAUAUUAUGUAUUGAAUGAUAUCUUAUUAAAUAUAUAUAUAGCCCAUGUAUACUCCAGUAUGGUUUUGACAUGUGAUCAUAUAGUGAAUGUUACAGGGCAGCUUUAACAUUACAUUAUAAAGUCAUACUUUUAAAUCUGUAACAUUCAAUAAAAUAGCACAUGUUGCACUGAACAUUAAAUUCCACUAUCCAAGUUGUUAGCAUACAUAUGGAUUAUGCAUUUGUGGUCACAAUCUGUAACUGUUGUAUGUUUCACACGUCCUUCUGUACAGCGCCACUGUAAAUGUUUGUAUGAGCUGAUGUAUAAGUCUCUAAUGAGCCACUGUGAGCUGUGAUUGGUGAGUUGUGAUAGUGUGAAAGAUGAACUGGCAUGUUAUGCAAAAGAUAAGAUAAAUGAACUUUAAAUAAUAUUUUGAAACUCAGUUGACUUAGCUGUUUGUUUACAUAUGCUGGCCAAUUAAGGAAGCAGUGUACAGUAUUUUAUAAAUAUUUUCAUAUAGUAAUCUGUUCUGUUUAAGUGAUGCUAUUCUAUAGUUGGGUGUACACUUGUCCUAGAUAUUGGAUUAUAGCAUAUUAUUCUUUCACAACAAUGUGAUAUGACUGAACUAGUUUCUCUUCCUUAAAGUCCAGUCUUUUUUUGUGUCAAUGAAAAUGCAUGCAUUGUUCCAUAAACUUCUUGGGACUACUAAAAACAUUUUAUUAUUGCCUGCCUGUAAUGACGAAUCCAGUUAGGAAUUUAAUGUAAAAGUCCAAAAACAUGAUUUUUUUAUGUUAAAUCUUUAAGCAAACUAAAUAGAUUUUUAAUUUUUUGUAAACUGCACUUCAAGAUGUCAAGAAAUUGAAGUACUAAACAAAAGGUGUGAACCUACAGCAGUGCUGAGACAUUUAGUUCUCUACUUUGGAAAAGAUAAGGUGUUUCAUUACUGUUCUUGGCACACCUGUCUGGUAACUAAUGGCAGUGAGGUACAAAUUGCUAAAACAUAACCACCAGUGAGAAAAGGCUCAUUAAUCCACAUCGCAAAAUCGCUCUAGACUCCAGAUAAUUAAUGCUGAUUUAAAGACUUCUAGUGAAAAUGAAUCUGUGUAUAUGGAUGGGAUGAAUGAUUUUGUUAGGGUGGGGGUGACUUGAGAUGUAAUAUUUGUAAGAGAAGUAGAAUAUUUCUUUCUUAAAAACUGUCUGGCACCUGGAAAAUGCAAAAGUAAAGCAUGUCUGCCAAGUUUGAACAACAGUAAAAUAAGUGCCAUUCACAGAACAGGGCAUCAGUCUAAUUCAACAGUUCUGAACCGGCAGCCUGCAGGCCGCACGCAGACCAAUUAGCGCACAGCUGCGGCCAGGCCCAGCUCAGCUAUGUGGUAGAGGCCAUCCCAUGUGCCAGGGUCUCUGGUGCCCUGCUGCCCCGCUGCUCAGCACAGCAGGUCGGGAGCCCCUGGCUGACCCCACGAGCUCUGUGGUCCUGGGCAGCCAGCCCGCACCACAUGGCAGGGGUCUGGGGUCAGGGCAGCCACCCAGCCCCACAGGGUCCGGGGCGGGCAGCUGCCUGGUCUCGCACAGCAAGAGUCGCUGCAGCUGCCCUGCCACCUGGCCCCUGCAGCCCAGGUAACACAUUGUGGGCCACAUAUACGGCCCACAACGUGUAAUAAGUUGAGAACCACUGGUCUAAUUUCUGCAGUUGGAACCAGGCCUGUUCUCUUGAAAGCAAAAGUUAUCAAUUUACAAAUUUGGACGGAGCUCACUGAAAAUAAAAAAUCUCUCUUUAAACUAUUUGUUUAAAACAAGAAAAAAAGUCUUCUUGUAUUUGCUCAGGCUAUCACUUUAAGGGGAUUCAACAACCAAGAGUAAGGAAAAUAUGAGGUGGUCAUUCUUGGAUUUCCAAAGUGGGGAUUGUGAUGAUUAUGAAUUCUUCCCCCUCCCCCGCAACAACAAAGAGAAAAAGGAAAACAAAAAUUGCAUUUUUGCACAAAUCAGCCCAUUUGAGACAUUUAUUAUAAGACAGCUAAGUUAAUAUUUUUUCCUAAGAAAGGAGCCUAAGGGUAUUGUAGCAUGAGUUCUCCCUCACCAAUCUCACAUAACCAAGAGCACAUUCCAAAGAGGGAGGGAGGGAGGGCAAAAGUAAAGCAUAUGGCAGGGGUGGGGAGUUAUAGUUAGCUAAUAAGUUCCUUCAUUGCUGUACAUUAGAAUUUACCCUCCUUUCCUCUCUGGCAUAAAUGAAUACAUCACAACACAACCCCUGCACGUGAAAGGAGUGACCCUCUCCACUCCCAUGACUGUUAUGUUGCUUUAUAGCCAACUAUAGUGGCAUUUUGGAGAGCAAUACAGCAUGUUCCAUCCUUCCCCUUUCCAAGAUAGAUUAUUGGGUAGAUUCUGAUCUUUGUUACACCGGUGUAAAUCUGCAGGAAGUCUACAUCAGUGGCCUUACUGUGUAUUCACUGCAGAAUAAGAGAGAGCAGAAUUGGGCCCUGAACUUCCAACUUUACAUCACUUCUAGCCAUUACACACAUUGUCCUUAACCAGGUUUCCAGCAGGCAGUCUACUGAAUGAGCCACUGGGCCGGCCUAACUUCAGUUCAGAUAGACUGUGAAACCUAGUUAUCUGCUGCACUUUCAUUUUGAACAAGGUUCCACCAAGUUCUUACUUCAAAAGGCUCUUGAGGAAAAUGAUUGCUUAUGAUAUUGCUGCUGCUGGUAGAAAAUGGUAACUUUUGUUUAUAUGGUAGUAGGGGGUAAAUGGCUACGAAAUAUGACAAUAUGCGUGCACAACAGUUACCUGUAUUAAAGGUAUGUCCUCCUUCCACCCCUGCAGCUGUCUUAUCUGAGGAGAGUCUAUAUGCUGCUAGUGCUGUCUGGAACAGUGUUUGCAAUAUUACUGUACUAAUAACUAUGUAAUGAUGUAGUAUCUGGGUUAUCAUUUGUAAUUGUUAUACCAAACAUUUAUAAAAGGAGGAGGAAACAAUUAAAAUGUCAUUUUUAAAUGAAUUCAUAUAAAUAUGAUAGUUCUGAAUUUUGAUUUAUUCAAAUAUAUAUAUAACUAGGGAAAACUACUUUUUAAAAGGUCUACUGGAUUCACAAUGCACUUUUAGACUAUGUGGUUAGAUAUAUAAUGAAAAAGCAGAAGUUGGCUGUUACUGCAGUAGAACUUUCUGAAAUUUCUGUAACAAAUGUUUUGCAAUAAAAA